CGUGUUGCAGACAGUUUACACGGGUACUUAAAUGCGGUAGUAAGUUAGGGAAUAAAGUAAUUGAAAUAAGUAUGUACUUUUAAAGCAACGAUCAAAAAGUUAAUAUUUUGAAAAUAAGUCUCGUAUAUGUUGUACACUUUCUAUACCUUACAGGCCGCCGUAGUUCUGGCUGAGAGGUCCUAUCAUGGCAGCCAUGGAAAGUAUUCAUCAGAAGAUUUUUUAUUAAUUUGGUUUAUUCUAUGAUAUAAAUUGUAUGAAAUGGUAGCGGUUUUCCUGGUGACCUUGUAUGAGUACUCCCCGCUGUUUUACAUUAGUGUGGUUUCUUUGUGUUUCGUUGUUACCGCCGCUAUGGUCCUCGGCUGGUUUGGCUUUGAUGUCCCAGUGAUCCUUCGCAGCUCUGAUGAGACAGAGUCCAUCCUGCCAACCCCUGAGAAACAAAUGGUUCAGGUGACCAAUCCUUUCGCCCUGGAGAUGGGCUCUGGGCCGGCAUCUGUCAUUGACGGUGUGUCAGUGAGGCCUUGCUGUUUGGAGCCCUGUGUCCUGAGCUGUUUCUGGGGCUGUGAGGUCAGUGCCCUGCAGGCAGGAUUGAAGGCACACCAGCACGGCUCGAGGUUCAGCACCCUCCAACAUUUCAAGGAGGCCCUGCACCUCUGUUACCACCACUGCCAAAGCUUCCAUAUCGGCAGUGAAGACAGAAAGGAAUAUCGUACACAGAUUCCUUCUGACCAGGGGAUCACAGAUUUUGGGCCUUUGCCAAGGGAACGCUACCCUCUUGUGGCAGUGCUGACGCUGGCAGAGCCAAAAGCCAGAGACACCUACAAUAUUGUGGCCAGUGUGACCGUUAUUCAUGUUCCUGAUGACAAGUACAGCCUUUCUGCACGGGUUCUCUUUCAGUACCUUCUGACCUCACAAGGGAACAUGUAUGAGUUAAAGCCUCUCUUCAUGUCAGCUGACAGUGUGGGGGUGUGUGGGCCUCCCGACUCAGAGCAGAGUACCCAACCGGAACCCAGCGACGAGGCCUGCAGAGUGGAGCAGAGUCCAGUGCUGGAGGAGGAUGUGGACUGGUCAGAGGGGAGGGGCAGAGAUUGUGUUGUCUGUCAGAAUGCAGAAGUGAACAGGGUCCUGCUGCCCUGCAGACAUGCCUGUGUGUGUGACAGCUGUGUGUCACACUUUCAGCACUGCCCCAUCUGCAGGGCCUUCAUCCUGGAGUCCUUCACACUUACACAGGGACCAGCCACAGAACAAUGGCCGCAUAAUGAACCAGUGAAUGUAAUUUAAGAGAUGAUAUGGAGCAAGACAGUCAUUGCAAAGUAAUGAAUUUGCUUAAUGAAUGAGGUGUAGGGAGUAAUAACACAGAGAUAUUAAUCAGUAUGAAUCACUGGUCUGGUAGCCUGUCAACACAUGAUCACUACCAGAAUCUUUACUUUGACAUGAGUCAUACGCUGUUACCCAAAUACACUCUACAGACUAACUGUAUACAUUAUUUAUUCUAUACCUACAGACUAACUAUACAUUAUUUACCAUUAUUUUACCAUAUACCUACAGAUUAAUUGUAUACAUUGUUUACUAUAUACCCACAGAUUAACAGUAUACAGUGUGUACUGUAUACCUACAGAUUAACUGUUUACAGUGUGUAUACAAGAUAUUUCUGGAGCUGUCCCAUCACCAUUCAAGCGCAGCUCCUUCAUUUCCUUGGUUAUUUCAUUGUGGGACAAUAUUGAACAUUACCAGCACACACAAAAAGUGUUUGUUAGUCUGCAUAGUGACAGAAUUAGCUGCGAGUGUGGAUUUGUGAUACAGCUUUAGUUUGCCUGUGGUGAUGAGUGAUGAUGUUCAGUCUGGCAGCAGAGCUGCCAGGGUGUUGUGCACCACUUAGAUUUUAUCACAUAUGUCUGCCUUAAAAGUAAUACUGUUUCAACCUUAUCUGUGUUUGCUACAGGCCUGUCAUGAGUAGUCUCAUUUACAAAUAACAUAAGCAUAAAAGUUUGUUUUCAGCAUGAAUGUAAUGUACAUACAUAUAUGAUGAUGUUUGAGUGCUAAGCAGUUUUCAGCACUUAGCAAUUGACCAAUUUUUCAGUCAUGGAAAACACAUGAAAUGAGAAAAAGUAAAAUGUCCUGGAAAAUUAUUCCAACAUUAUCCUAUUUUCCUGUAGCUGAGAGUGAACGAAGAGGUCAUCUGUCAGAGCUGACCAGAAAGGAUAACAUUGCCAUUUGAAAGGCCAAGUUAUUUUUAGGAUCAGAAGGUUUCAGUUGUAGUUUAUGGACAAGAGUAUUUUAUUAAUCUGCUCUUGGUUGUAUGGUAGCACAGGCAGGUUGGAUGACGGAUGAAGUUAAAUUAUCCUUCACGUGUAAAUAUUUGUCACUUCUGGCUGGUAACUCUGGCAGGUUUAUAGAUAGAUAGUUUCUUCCCAACUUGAUUUAAAUGGUUGAAUAAUGUUAAAUUGGUAAGCAUGUUUGAUUCAGUUGCUGAAGUUGAUGAGCUUGCUUUCUUGUUUUUCUUGCAAAGGUUUAAGGUUUGCAAUUCAGCUCUGCCUUGGAGCAGUGGUUUCCAAUGUGUGUAAGCCAUUGUUAAUCGAGUUGGAUAAAGACUCCACUUGAUAUUAUUACUAAUGGGCCAUAGUGUGGUGUGAUACAGUCAGACCCAACUCAAGCUAUAUAAACUUCAGUAGGCAAAAUAGUAGGCUACUAUGUGCGUUAUUGGUAUUAUUGGCAAAGGUUAAUAUUAUUCAUAAGAAAAAAGAGAUGAUACAUUUUAUUUACGUAUCUCUCUCUUCACAAACAAAGGGCUUUCCAAAAUAAAACACAAUAUUAAAACUGGGCAAGAAAAAAAAAAGUAAGUGGAGACAAUCGUAAAAGUGGUGACAUUAAAAUAUGUAAAGGUUAUGCCAGUAUACACUUUUUAACCAGACUUCCACAAAGGGGAACAUAUUAGUUUGCAGUGUGAUCUCUGUGUCUGUUUGCUUGUUCAUCACUGAAAAUGUCCUGGAAAAGUCCCUGAAAAUGAUCUCUAUAAAAGAGUGAGAACCAAGUAUGUAUAACCUGACCACUGGCACUCAUCAGAACCAGCUUUAUUCAGACAAAAUGGACCAGAAAAUGUUGUGAUUAAUUAAAAAUUUUAAGUAAAGUGGAAAGCAACAUUCCUUACAAGUCACUGUUGCUUUGAAACUCAUCACAUUUCACAAAUUAGCUUUAAAGCAUUGGCAGAGACAUAAGAACUCUAACAUAUUCACGUCUGUGGUUACAGCUCUGCUACAUGGUAGCCAAAAACAAUGUUUACAUCACAUGGACUAUUUAAUGCAAUAUGCUUAUACAACGAAACAAAAAGUUGGGACAGUGUGUAAAAUGUAAAUAGAAACAGAAUGGGAAGAUUUGUAAGACACUGAAUGUGUGAUUGAAAAUAGCACAAAGAAAAUUAUAUCUUAAUUUAGUAUUUAAUGCCAGCAAAAAAAAAGAAAAUUGGGACAGUGGUCAUGUUUACUACUCUGUUGCUUCACCUCUUCCUUUAACAACCUUCUGUAAGUGUUUGGGAACUGAGGAGACCAAUUGCUGUAAUUUUGAAAGUGGAAUGCUUUUCCUUUCUUGCUUGAUCAGCUGCUCAACAGUUCAGGGUCUCCUUUGUUGUACUUUACAUUUCAUAAUGCACAAAACAUUUUCAAUUGGUGACAAGUUGGUGGUCAGGUUAGAAUCUGGACUGUUUUACUACACAGCCAUGCUGUUGUUAUACGUGCAGAAUGUGGUUUAGCUUUGUCUUGCUGAAAUAUGCAAGGCAUC
Chelmon rostratus (copperband butterflyfish) is the source of this 3771-nucleotide messenger RNA. RefSeq names its product cell growth regulator with ring finger domain 1 (gene cgrrf1). The coding region runs from base 259 to 1278 and encodes 339 amino acids. Lineage: Eukaryota; Metazoa; Chordata; Actinopteri; Chaetodontiformes; Chaetodontidae. The record is from RefSeq and is a predicted model, not a curated record. The transcript has 6 exons. Gene Ontology annotation, biological process: negative regulation of cell growth.